Caenorhabditis remanei is the source of this 342-nucleotide messenger RNA. RefSeq lists its product as uncharacterized. Bases 1 to 342 code for a protein of 113 amino acids. Lineage: Eukaryota; Metazoa; Nematoda; Chromadorea; Rhabditida; Rhabditidae. The transcript is spliced from 3 exons. The record is from RefSeq and is a predicted model, not a curated record.
AUGGAUUACUCAGCGUCCCAAAUCGACGAACAAACCGUGCAUAUAUUGAUCGACUAUGAACAAGCUAAUGAUUUUGGUCGAAAAAAACACCUUGGCAUCAUAAUCAAGACGACAACUCCAUUAAUUGAUCUUGCACUGACAGCAGUUCCUAUAGAAGAGGGAAAAGGUUUAGUUGGAGAUCGACUCAAAGUGACCGAGUUGAAAAAACAAGAGAAAGACUUGAAAUGGAUCGAUAAGGAAACAUUGGAAGAAAAAGAACGAAAAAAGAUAAUCAAGUACUCAGAAGAAGUGAUGAAACAUCUGGUAGCAAAGGACAAAUGUACAAAUCCGCAGGGAGCUUGA